AUGUCUGAAUUCAGCAUCCUCACGCCUAAUGCGAUGCUCGGGUAUGGGUAUCGCAGCGAGCAUUUCUGGUAUGGCAUCGAGCGGUUCGCCCCCAAGGCCAUCAUCGUGGACAGUGGCUCCACCGACGGCGGACCCUACAAGCUGGGAUUGAACAAGAUGACCUGUGGGCGAGACUCGUACAUUCGUGACCUGACCCCUAUCCUGCAGGCCUGCUUCCAUCGCAAGAUCCAGGUGCUGAUCGGGUCGGUGGGCGGCGAUGGGAGCGAUCUGCACGUCAAGGAGAUGUUCGACAUCAUCCGUGAAAUCUCCGCCAAAGAGGGUUUCUCCUUCAAGGUGGCAACCAUCUCGGCCGGCUUCAAUCGCGAUCUCCUGAAUCAGCGCAUCGAAGCUCACCAAGUCAGUCCCUGCGGCCCCGUGGAGGAGCUGACGCUGGACAGCGCCAACCGCGCCAUCGAUAUCGUCGCGCAAAUGGGCGCUGAGCCAUAUUUGAAAGCGCUGGAGUCACAACCAGAUAUCAUCUUGGGUGGUCGAUCCUACGACCCUGCCCCGUUUGCUGCAUUCUCGAUGUUUCAUGGCGUCCAGCCCGGCGUGGCGUGGCAUAUGGGCAAGAUCAUGGAGUGCGGCGGGAUUUGCGCCGUGCCCAAGGGCCGGUCGAUGAUCGCCACUCUGCGCGAGGAUUCCUUUGACCUGACGCCACUGUCACCGCGAGAAAGAUGCACACCACUCUCCGUGGCCGCCCACACACUCUACGAAAAGACCCGACCCGAUCGUCUGCCCGGGCCCGGUGGCGUGCUGGAGCUGGACAACGCGUCCUACGAGCAACUGACCGAGAAGACGGUGCGUGUGCGUGGAGCUCGCUUUGUCCGCAGUCCAGUCUAUCAGGUCAAACUCGAGGGCGUCGAGCAGUUGGGAUACCGCACCAUCUUCAUUGGAGGCAUCCGUGACCCUAUUUUGAUAAGCCAAAUCGACCGCUUCCUGGCCGAAGUGCGCGCCUAUACCCAGAACCUCUUCCCCCAACUCGACCAGUCGCCCCAAUGCCAGCUUCUAUUCCACUUCUACGGCCGCAAUGGGACAAUGGGACCCAUCGAGCCGACGCCGACCCCGGCGCACGAGCUGGGAAUUCUCGGAGAGGUCGUGGCGCCGUCGCAGGAGCUGUCCUACACCAUCGCCAACAAUGCGCGCGCCUCCAUCCUGCACAUGCCCUACGAAAACCAGGUGGCAACCACGGGCAACUUUGCCUCACCUCUGUCACCGCACGAGACGGCUGCUGGGCCUGUCUUUCGCUUCAACGUCUAUCAUUUGGUGAACCUGACGUUGGGCGAGGAGGCGGCAUUGUUCCCGGUGCAAUUCGCCGCCAUCCAUUGUCCCCGGCGACCGGAUUGUCCCAUCCCCGGACUGACGGAUGUGCAGAGGGCUCAGAUAGAGUCGGAGACGUUAGAGCCACUCUCCUUCAAGCCAUUGCCGCAGGGCGAAUGUCAGAUGCUGGAGAUUGCCAAGAUCAUUCGAUCCAAGAACUCAGGACCAUUCGAGCUGACAUUUGAUAUCAUGUUCGACACUCGCGAGGCAUACGAACGCGUGAAAGACGCUGACAUCCUGACCAGCGAGCGUAUUAUGGGCCUGUAUCACUUGCAGCCGAAGGACAUCAUCACAAACAUGUUCUUCGAGCCCGCUCUGGCUUGGAAGUGUACCAUCCGUAGACCCUGGCAGCAGGGAACCGUGGGCGAGCGCGACACCCUGGGCACUCAGCAACAUGGACCUUUGCUCACGAUUACUGUCCCUACCAGCAGCUCAGCAUCCAAGCUGCCCACGGCCAUCGCUUCGCGUACCCCCUUUCAAGAUCGCUCGCACUUCAGGGCCAAAGAUAGCGUUGCCCACAUCUGGGGUGGCCUUGGAUUGCCCCCGGCGACUCUCAACUCGCUGCACCUCCCUGGCCAUGGAUUUGGUCUUCCUUCCUCCUUCAAAAUUGCGCACCUGGCACAGACCUCGAUCGGACUAUCAGCAUUGCUAGCAGCGCAGAUACAAGCCCUGCGUAACAACACCCCCGUGCCCACUGUUACGGUGCCGCUCCAACAUGCCGCCAUCGAAUUCAAAUCCGAACGUCUCUACACCCUAGCCAACAAACCCGCCCCGUCUCCCUGGGGUCCUAUCGGCGGCCUACACCGUGCCUCAGACGGAUACGUGCGUCUCCACGACUCGUUCCCCAACCACCGUGACGGCGCCAAAGCUCUCCUAGGCUGCUUCGCAGAUGCGAACCGCCAGGACGUGGCCGCUCAAAUCGCCUCCUGGCGCGCCGUCGACCUCGAAUCAGCCGCCUUCGAUGCCAAAAUCGUCAUAUCUGCUCUGCGCAGCUACUCCCAGUGGGACAUGCUCCCUCAAGCCCGCGCCAUCGCCGACUUCCCCAUCCUCCUGCGUAAGAUCGGCGACGCCCCGGCAGGUCUCCCUUCAUCCAUGCAGGCGAGCUCGGCAGAUAAAUGCCUACGUGGCCUGCGCGUGCUAGAGCUCUCGCGCGUCAUCGCUGCACCACUCGCAGGCAAAACGCUAGCCGCACACGGCGCCGACGUUCUGUGGGUAACCAGUCCUAACUUGCCGAACCUCCCCACGAUGGACCGCGACUUCGGGCGUGGCAAACGCACCAUCCAGGUCGAUUUAACACAGCGCCCGGACGACCUGUGGCCACUCCUAGACGGUGCGCACGUCUUUAUCCAGGGCUUCCGUCCCGAGAGCCUAGCGGCGCGGGGUUUCGCCCCCGCCGCGCUGGCAGCUCGGUACGCCGGUCGCGGCAUCAUCUGCGCGAAUAUGUCGGCAUAUGGACCGGACGGGCCCUGGGCUGGACGGAGGGGCUUCGACUCGCUGAUCCAGACAUGCAGUGGCAUGAAUGUGUCGGAAGCGGAGCAUUUCGGGGCCGGGGAGCCGGCGCGCCCGACGCCGUGCCAGGCGUUGGACCAUGCGGGUGGGUACUUCCUUGCAGCGGGAAUCGAGGCGGCGCUGUAUAAGCAGGCGACAGAGGGUGGAUCCUGGUCGGUGGAUGUGUCGUUGGCGGGUGUGAUGAAGUACCUGAGGUCCUUGGGGCAGUGGGAGGGACGGACUGGAUUCCAGUGCAGAGAUUAUACGUGCACUGCUGAUGUGCCGGAUGAGUAUCUGGAGACUAGGGAGACGGGGUUCGGAGUUUUGACGGCGGUUAGGCAUUCGGCUAGUAUUGAGAACGUGCAGGUUGGGUGGGAUUUGAUGCCGAAGCCGUUAGGAGCGGAUGAGAUGCGCUGGCUUUAG
Molecule: messenger RNA, 3267 nt
Organism: Aspergillus steynii IBT 23096
Lineage: Eukaryota; Fungi; Ascomycota; Eurotiomycetes; Eurotiales; Aspergillaceae
Product: beta-N-acetylglucosaminidase
Exons: 1
Coding region: 1-3267 (1088 amino acids)
Molecular function (GO): catalytic activity
Source: RefSeq, a predicted model, not a curated record